UGCCAGGAGAAGCCAACUCAGCGCCUCCAGCGGCUGUGGGCCUCGCCAUGGACCCUGAGAGCUGCCCCUGCCCUACCGGUGGUUCCUGCACCUGCGAAGACUCCUGCAAGUGCCAGGGAUGCAAAUGCACCUCUUGCAAGAAAAGCUGCUGCUCCUGCUGCCCUGCGGAGUGUGAGAAAUGCGCCAAGGACUGUGUGUGCAAAGGUGGAGAGGGGGCUGAGGCUGAGAAGUGCAGCUGCUGCCAGUGAGGACAUGCCCCUGGCAAGGGGCGUGGGGAAAUAGUGCCCAUGCCCCCUUGGCCUGUGGCGAGGCAUGGCUCUGUGUCCCUCCGCCCUGCUGGCCCCUGGCAAGUGACAAUAAAUCCCGUAAACCACAUGA
Molecule: messenger RNA, 378 nt
Organism: Oryctolagus cuniculus (rabbit)
Lineage: Eukaryota; Metazoa; Chordata; Mammalia; Lagomorpha; Leporidae
Gene: MT3
Product: metallothionein 3
Biological process (GO): cellular response to cadmium ion; intracellular zinc ion homeostasis; cellular response to copper ion
Cellular component (GO): nucleus; cytoplasm
Molecular function (GO): metal ion binding
Source: RefSeq, marked validated